AUGAUUAAGACUACAAACGAGAAAGGGAAAGGCUACUCAGUCUCCUACAAUGGCAUAUUGUAUUCAUUCAUAUUGACGGUCAUCGCCAUUUAUGCUUUAUAUAAAUUGUUUACAGGUCAUGGAACAGAUAUUGAUUUUGGGAAAUUCUUAUUAAAGACCUCUCCAUAUAUGUGGGCUAACCUCGGAAUUGCUAUGUGUAUUGGUCUAAGUGUUGUUGGUGCCGCUUGGGGUAUCUUCAUUACUGGUUCCUCUAUUAUUGGUGCAGGUGUUGCUGCCCCAAGAAUUACCACAAAGAAUUUAAUCUCUAUUAUUUUCUGUGAAGUUGUUGCCAUUUAUGGUUUAAUUAUUUCCAUUGUGUUUUCUUCCAAAUUGACUGUAGCAUCAGCAGAUACGAUGUUUUCCAAAUCAAAUCUAUAUACAGGAUUUUCAUUAUUUUGGGCAGGGAUCACCGUUGGUGCUUGUAAUUUGAUUUGUGGUGUUGCAGUUGGGAUCACAGGUGCUACAGCAGCUAUCUCAGAUGCUGCUGACUCUGCAUUGUUCGUGAAGAUUUUAGUCGUGGAAAUUUUCGGUUCCAUUUUAGGUCUAUUAGGGUUGAUUGUCGGCCUGUUGAUGGCUGGUAAAGCAAGUGAUUUCCAAUGA
Maudiozyma saulgeensis is the source of this 639-nucleotide messenger RNA. NCBI's taxonomy places the organism in Eukaryota, Fungi, Ascomycota, Saccharomycetes, Saccharomycetales, Saccharomycetaceae. The record is from the annotation of a GenBank genome assembly.